UUUGUGCGUUUCUCAACUAAACAAGAAGAAGAAGAAAAAAAAAACAUAAGAAAAAAAAAAUGACCAAAAAGCUGCUUCGUCAGCGUGCAGUGCAUGGUCGUUUUUUUGGCCGCUUGGAGGUGAACAAGGCAUCUUUCAAAACGGAGAAAAUCAGAAAGGUAGAAAGCCAACAAAAAACACGAGUAAUAACACAAGUGUGAGCGGGGACAAGAAGAAAAACAACAACAGAACAAAAAAAUCUGUGACUCUUUCGCACUUUGAGGGGAUUGUGUGUCACACAGGUGUGCGUGAGCGGCGGUUGUUUUAAAAAAAAGGACGACGUUUUCUUUCUUUUUUUUUUUUCUUGUUUUGUUUUCGCAACUGUUUAUACAUAACCGCAGGAGAAGAAGAACAAGAACCAGUCGCCCACACAGCGUUUGCUUCACGUUCCAACGGCGGAAGCAACAAACAACAACAAACCCCUUCAACAAUUGCAACUGAUUGCCAACCCGCAAACAUGAAAAGGUACGGCGCCAUGCUGGCCGUCUUCAUCCUGCUGGCAGGUCUUGGCUGUUGCCGGGCGCAACAACAACAAUCCUGCACAGUGGACGGAGUGACCUAUGAGGACGGAUCUUCCUGGCCGUCGCUGGACGGAUGCCAACAAUGUCGAUGCAGUUCGGGUUUGACGUUUUGCGUCCGAGUCUCCUUCUGCCGCGACCUCGGCCAAUGCGGCGUCAUCGUGACACUUCCCGGGGCAUGUUGCCCGGUCUGUUUUGGCUGCGUAAGCCCGUCAGGGAGAAAGAUGUCACUCAACGAAACUUGGAUGGAAGAUGACUGUACGACUUGCGUGUGCCGUGAUGGCCAAUCCAAGUGCCAAGCCUCCUUCUGCCGGACGCCUUGCCUCCAUCCACGCAAAGUUCCAGGAGAGUGUUGCCCAGUCUGUGAUGAUGACUGCCACAUACAAUGCCACUACGGGCGGGCAGUGGAUUCCAACGGCCGGGAGCUGUGCGAGUGUCGUAAGGUGCCGGAUGAGGAUUUCCGCGACUUGCAGGUGACCAUUCAAACCAAGGUGAUAGACCGAGACGGCGCAGAAGGAGUGGACGGGCAAGAAACCGACGGGGACUUUGUUACGGCCGGAGCCAAUGAGGCCAUCAGUUGCCCAAGGGUACCGUGCAAGCGGAUGUGCCCGCACGGUUUCCAGACCGACAGUCGAGGCUGCCCGAUAUGCAAGUGUCAACGUUGCAAAUCCAUCCAGCCGUGUCACAAAAAAUGCGCGUUGGGCUUGGUCCAUGACGGACGAGGAUGUCCGACUUGUCAUUGUCGACCGGGCGGCAGUACAUUGCCCUCGCCGAUUGGCAGUGGUGCGGCAACGCGCCUACCGUCCAUGACGUCAUCGUUCACUGUCAGCAGCAGCACUAACGGCAAGUGUUUAGCUGGCGGAGGCAACCUUACCUACAAUUACGGUGAUCGUUGGCAAAUGGAUGACUGCACCCACUGCGUCUGUCACCCUGGAGGACCCACUUGCACAGAGAUGGCAUGCCCGCUCCCCUGCCAUAAUGCCAUCUUCGUUCCGGGUCAAUGCUGUCCAGUAUGCGGUGAUAGCUCACGCACUUCGGCCACACCAACUGGUGGCUCGUCCAACCAACCACGCAAUGAGACUCGAGACGGAAUGGCGGAUGGCACGGCGCUACUGACGUUAGUGUUAGUGUGCGUGUCCCUGGUAGCCGGAUUGAUUUUAAUCGUGGCCAUUUUGGCCGUAUGCGUGGCCCGUCAGUGCCAACGGCUACAGCUACACGAAGAGAGCAUGGCGGCUGCUGCCGUCAAAUUAACGGCUGUCAACCGCUUGAGACCCAAAUCCACCAAUCUCGACUAUCAGUAUAAUCUCUAUCUACACCGUUAUAGGGAAACUGUGCCGAACGGCUGGCCAUUUGAUGGAUCGGAGAGAUCGACCGACUCACAAGACAAGGAUGAAGGCGGAAGCAGUCAGUGCAGCAACAGCCCUUUACUGAUGGUCAAAUCCGCCUAAAGUUCCAGCCAUUUUCAAACAAGCUGACUGCGAUCAGCACCACUUUUCAAAGGCUUGCCUGUGGAUGCGCACUUUCUGUACAUAGCUUCAACCAACAUCCAUUUUAUUUAAUGAUAAUUUGAUAGACAGGUUUUAAGAAAGAGAGAGUAGUCACCUUAGGAUAGAUUUACCAUGACGAUUGUUUAGUGUUUAAUUGUUUCACGCUCGUGUUCACUACGUCGGAGGGAUCGACAUUUCGGAAGAAUUUCACCAAUUUCAAAUUAAAUGAUUAUUGAAUAUAGUUUUCUCUACCUGUAAACAUCUCUGUAAUCUCGUUGUAACAUUAUCAAAUUAUUAUGAUACACUGGGACGAUUACCGAGGAACGGCGAGACAUCA
Messenger RNA from Daphnia carinata, 2381 nucleotides. RefSeq names its product cysteine-rich motor neuron 1 protein-like. NCBI's taxonomy places the organism in Eukaryota, Metazoa, Arthropoda, Branchiopoda, Diplostraca, Daphniidae. The record is from RefSeq and is a predicted model, not a curated record. The transcript is spliced from 7 exons. Gene Ontology annotation, molecular function: serine-type endopeptidase inhibitor activity; protein binding. Bases 497 to 2005 code for a protein of 502 amino acids.